AUGAAAAGCAAAUUGGAUCGACCACGCCGAAUUCCCACUCCUAACCAUGAGCAGCUUGAGCUGCUCAUGCAGCUGAGACUUCGCGCCGUUGAGCUAUCCUUCCUUCGAGACAUGGCCCUGCGAGAGGCCGCCUAUCACAUGUGUUAUGUCGAGGCCUUAAUGCAUGCCAAUGAAUCAUCUAAUAUCCUAGUUCUGUUGACCUUAGAACUCAUUAUUGCCAACCUACUUCACCGACUGAUAAGCCUGUGCGCAGAGGAGCAGGCCUACGCGACCAUUGAGCAAGAGUUGUGGCAUCAAAUCACAGAGUAA
Molecule: messenger RNA, 309 nt
Organism: Penicillium verrucosum
Lineage: Eukaryota; Fungi; Ascomycota; Eurotiomycetes; Eurotiales; Aspergillaceae
Exons: 2
Coding region: 1-309 (102 amino acids)
Source: RefSeq, a predicted model, not a curated record